This is a messenger RNA of Carlito syrichta (Philippine tarsier), 461 nucleotides long. Its product is annotated as gamma-2-syntrophin-like. The record is from RefSeq and is a predicted model, not a curated record. Bases 7 to 330 code for a protein of 107 amino acids. The transcript is spliced from 3 exons. Gene Ontology annotation, molecular function: structural molecule activity. Gene Ontology annotation, cellular component: dystrophin-associated glycoprotein complex; intracellular anatomical structure. NCBI's taxonomy places the organism in Eukaryota, Metazoa, Chordata, Mammalia, Primates, Tarsiidae.
ACAUAUAUGUGCAGCUGGCAAGGAGAAAUGCUGUGUUUCACAGUGGAUUUCGCUUUGGGAUUCACCUGUUUUGACAGUAAGACAAAGAAUGUGCUCUGGAGAUUUAAAUUCUCUCAGCUGAAGGGAUCUUCGGAUGACGGAAAAACUCGAGUAAAGCUGUUAUUUCAGAAUCUAGACACCAAACAAAUUGAGACGAAGGAACUUGAAUUUCAGGAUCUGACUGUGGUGCUGCACUGCAUACAUUCCUUUAUAGCAGCCAAGGUGGCUUCCGUGGAUCCUGUAUUCAUAGACAGUCAGAGUAUUGCAAGAAAACACACGUACAGCCACUAAUGAUUGCUUCUGAGUGCUGAAAAAUUAAAUUAUUUUCUUAAGAAAUGUUUCUUUCCUGCACAAUAUUGCAACUUUGUGUGAUUUUAUAAUAAGCCUAUAGUUGUGAUACCAAUAAAAUAUGUCACUAGUUU